UUUGUGGGCCUGGGCAGCACAAACAUGUCUCCCUUCUCAACCUCAUGUUCCCAUCCAUCUAGGCUUUCUCCAUCCUAUAUGCUCAUGGGCUUGUUUUCUUCAGUGCCGGGAUGCCAUCUUGCCACAGGCUCGCAGGACGAAGAACCCAGACCUUGGGGCUUUCUGCGUGAGGUUGAAUUGAGAAAGCAGAGAGGGGGAAACUGAGGCACACUGGGGUCCCGUGCCAGCUCUCACAGGACCACAGUGGCUCACCGCACCUCAGAAUGUCUCCAGCAUUGCGUUAGGCAAACGAGCUGAGCUUCUCCAUGCCUGAGCAAGAGCCUGCCAUGCAAGAGCCUUUCUCCAGACACCUGCAGCUCCGCCAACAGUGCCAAAAAGGAAGAAGACCAUCUACAAAACUGUUUGCCUCUCCUUCUUGCUGGUGAUCACAGUGACGGUGCUGCAACGGGGAAUGGCCCCCAGUCAGUUCAUGCAGGGCCAGCAGCAGAAAGACCUGCCCACCCCAGAGGCCCUGAAAACGCAGAAGAGGGACAACUCCUUCUCCUUCACCAGCACUUUCUGGAAGAGCAAGAAGGAAAAAGCUCCUGUGAAAGAGGAGAGUGUGAUGGCAAAGCAAGUGAAAUCCUGGGAUGUCACCACUACCAACUGCUCAGCCAACCAGAACUUCAGCAAGGUGGACUGGUUCAAAGGGCUGGAGCCCAACUUCCAGCAGUUCCUCCUCUAUCGGCACUGCCGCUACUUUCCCAUGCUGAUCAACCACCCUGAGAAAUGCAGCGGAGACAUCUACCUGCUCAUCGUGGUCAAGUCUAUCAUUACGCAGCACGACCGCCGUGAGGCCAUCCGGAGGACCUGGGGCCAGGAGAAGGAUGUGGACGGCAAGAGGAUCAGGACGUUGUUCUUGCUGGGCACGGCUUCCAAGGAGGAGGAGAGAGCCAACUACCAGAAACUGCUGGAUUACGAGAACCAUAUCUAUGGGGACAUCUUGCAGUGGGAUUUCCUGGACAGCUUCUUCAACCUCACCCUCAAAGAAGUCCAUUUCCUGAAGUGGCUGAACAUCUACUGUGACAAUGUCCGCUUCAUCUUCAAAGGUGAUGACGAUGUGUUUGUGAGUCCCAGCAACAUCCUGGAGUUCCUGGAGGACAAGAAGGAGGGAGAGGACCUCUUUGUUGGGGAUGUCCUCUACAAGGCCAGGCCGAUCCGGAAGAAGGAGAACAAGUACUACAUCCCCAGCGCCCUCUACAACAAAAGUAACUACCCACCCUAUGCAGGGGGUGGGGGCUUCAUCAUGGAUGGACCCCUAGCCAAGAGGCUGCACAAGACCUCGGAGACACUGGAGCUGUACCCCAUUGACGACGUCUUCCUAGGGAUGUGCUUGGAGAUCCUAAAAGUGUCACCCAUUGGGCACGAGGGCUUCAAAACUUUUGGCAUUGUGAAGAACAAGAACAGCAAGAUGAACAAGGAGCCAUGUUUCUUCCGGAGUAUGUUGGUGGUUCAUAAACUGCUGCCUCCAGAGUUGCUCCAAAUGUGGGACUUGGUCCAUAGUAACUUGACAUGCUCGAGAAAACUCAAUGUCCUUUAGCUCAGUCUCUCUGGAGAGCUGGGACUGGAGGGGCUGGGACAACCCAUCCCUGCUCCAGGAUGGGGUGAGUCUCUGCUGGUGGCACACGAGUCCUCUGCGGGGCAUGUUCCUCUGGGGCAGAGACUGCGCUCGUGGGCAGGGUUUGUGAUGGUGUUUGUUCCUGUACUGUAAUGUGGUUCACUUAUCUCCAGCUGGGUUGGGGGUUGAUGAAAAA
Falco peregrinus (peregrine falcon) is the source of this 1793-nucleotide messenger RNA. RefSeq names its product UDP-GlcNAc:betaGal beta-1,3-N-acetylglucosaminyltransferase 7 (gene B3GNT7). The record is from RefSeq and is a predicted model, not a curated record. Bases 452 to 1579 code for a protein of 375 amino acids. Gene Ontology annotation, cellular component: membrane. NCBI's taxonomy places the organism in Eukaryota, Metazoa, Chordata, Aves, Falconiformes, Falconidae. Gene Ontology annotation, molecular function: hexosyltransferase activity. The transcript is spliced from 3 exons.